GUCAGUGUUGACAGAGGGGCAGCAUGAGACACUUCUCUGCUCGGGAAAUGCAAGCAUGGGGAUAUUUGGAGGAAAAGUCAGUUUGACAGCUCACUCACUGAGAAGAGACAUGUGGAGGACUCUAACACUUUCCCUUAUUGUGCUGUUGCUGGAAACAGAGGUGUCCCAGUGUGAGGAUGUUGGGUCUAUGGCAGCCGAUGAAACAGGGGUGCCUAUACAGCAGGAGAAUAUUAGCGAUAUAUCCACUGUUCUGGGAACGUCCCGAUACCAGAUCCUGGCUGCUCAGUAUGAGUGUUACAUGAAGAUCAUCUAUGAUCCACCACCUACUGAAAAAGAUACUUACUGUAACCGUACAUGGGACGGCUGGCUGUGCUGGGGGGAUUCAACUCCUGGGACCUCAAUGCAGAUGUGUCCUGCAUACUUUCAUGAUUUUGACCCAGCUGAGAAAGUUUCCAAAGUCUGUAAUCCUGACGGCCAGUGGUUCCAUCAUCCAGAUAGCGACCGAGUCUGGAGUAACUACACUAUGUGUCAGGCCCACACCAAAGACAAAGUCAAGUUUGCCAUCAGUCUCUACUACCUGGCCAUGGUGGGUCAUUGUUUGUCCAUUGUCUCGCUGAUUAUAUGUCUGAUCAUCUUCUCCUACUUCAAGAGUCUCAGCUGCCAGAGAAUCUCGCUCCACAAGAACAUGUUCCUCUCCUUCAUCUUGAACUCCAUUGUCACCAUAAUGUGGCUCUCAGUCACCUCAACCAACAACGAAACCAUAAACACCAGCGACUCCGUGAGCUGUAAGGUCCUGGCUGUGCUCACUCAGUAUGCAUCUACUUCCAAUUACUUCUGGAUGCUGUGUCAGGGCAUCUACCUCCACACACUCAUCAUAGUGGCCGUGUUUGUCGGGGAACAGCAGCUCUUCUGGUACUACGUGCUGGGAUGGGGUUUUCCCAUCGUUCCUGCAGCAACAUAUGCCGUGGCUCGUGGACUCUACUUUAACGACAAGUGUUGGAUCAGCGCACACACUCAUUUGCUCUACAUCAUCCAUGGGCCCAUUCAAUCUGCACUGUUUGUGAACUUUUUAUUUCUCCUGAACAUCGUUCGAGUUCUGGUCACCAAGCUGAAGGGGACCCACUGUGCUGAGUCCAGGGUCUACAUGAAGGCAGUUCGAGCCACCCUCAUCCUCAUCCCUCUGCUGGGAGUCCAGUUCAUCCUUUUCCCCUGGAGGCCAGGGGGCCGCAUUGCCCGCGCCAUCUAUGAUUUCUUUAUAAAUAUCUUCAGCCACUUCCAGGGACUCCUGGUGGCGAUUAUAUUCUGUUUCUGCAAUAAUGAGGCCCAGGCAGCAAUGAAGAGGAAGUGGUAUCAGCGGAACUUUGCCUGGGGCAAAACUGGCUGGGGAGAAAGACCUAUCACCAACAACCACUUUAACUCCCAAACCAACUCCUCUUUCAUGGAGACGAGCCGCGCCACCAUCAGCUUGGAGCAGCCUUCUGCUUCGACCUCUGACCAAAAUGAAUGCAGCCUCGCCCUGUCCAAGGUGCAGCAGAGAGCCAACGGGCAGAACAACAACAGCAACACCUCCAGCAAUGGGGAGGUGGACAUGCUCAACAACCCGCAGACCACCGACAUCUGACGGUCACAGAGAAUGACUGAGGUUGCAGGUAUAUUUUAAAAAUAAAGGUUAACUGAUUUAGACGUUGUACAUUAUAUCUUUAGAGCACUUCAAAGCAUGUGGUGUUCACACACAAGCACAAAUAUUUGUAUGGUAACUUGUUUUGGACUUGUAGGAACUGAGGAGAUAAUUGAUUUAUAUCAUGGUGUCGUAUAAUCACACUAUAUGCCUUUGUUUUGUUGCUCGAUUUAUGGAAUUAAGUGACUAUUUGUCUUAUAGUAGAAAGGAGAAAGGUGCAAACCCCAAACCAGCAGUCUUGAUAUCACAGAUGCAGACCUGUAUGCUGUACACAGGAAAUCUGUCGCCUUAUGAAGUCUUUGAACCCUUUGCUCAUCCACUGUAACCAAUGAAUGUCAUAUUCCACUGAUGUUAUCACACAUAUACUUUUACACGCUGCUAUUAAAGGAAACCCAGCUUCCACAUCUUAGCUGGUUUCGGAAAAGUUCAACUGCAGCCCACUGUUAACAAAAGCAAAAGCAACACAGUAGUCGCUCACAUUUUGAUUCAGAUUGAAUGCGUAUAAGAGUGCAAAGUGCAUUAAGAGUUAAAUGUACACUUUUCAUUUUUAGAAUAUGAUAAACUAACACAGUAAUUACGUAACUGAGUAAAGACCAGAAUAUGACUUUUUGACAUUUGUUUUACAAUAUAAUACAACACAGACAUAAAUAUUGUCUGCUAAAACAGGGGGAAACAGGACACCAAUUUAACACAUAUAUAAGAUACAUUGAACUGACAUGAACUCUAUUGGCAGAGGCUUUUGUGUGGGAUAACAAAAUCUGUUCAAUAAGACAAAGAGCAAGGAGAUCAGGACAUGGGAUGCACAGUAAGUGUGAGCAGGUGCUGGAGGUGUAAGGAGAAGAGAUAAUUUUGUCAGGAGGAAUAGACAAGUUCUCAAGAGGCACUUGAAGAUGGAGAGGGACCCUGCUGCUCUCAAAGCAUUUAAUAGCUCCUUCCAUAAUCAGAGUCUGGACUGUGAGUAGGUUGCGUGCAGGAAUGGCAAUGCCAGAAGAAGAAGUGCUAUGAAUUUGAUUUGGGCAACCAUGGCUAGGCAGUGGAGGUUAAUGAGUGGUGGAGAAACAUGCUAUCUUUUAGGCAGAUUGAAGAACAGACAUGCCACUGCAUCAUGGACCAUCUGUAGUUGUUUCACUGUGCGUGAAGGCAGACCCACUAGAAGUGUGUUGUAGUAGUCAGUAGUUGAGGUAAGGGAUAACCAUGGUCUCAACCAAGAGUCAGGUAGGGCCUGCCCAGAUUUAUUUUAUGUUGUUGUAGAGUUGAAAGUGGCAUGACCAAGAAACAUAGGCGACAUGAUCAGAGGAGGAUAAUUGGUCAUCAAUCAUGACAACCAGGUUUCUCAUAACUUGGUUGAGGUCAGAGAUUAAUUUUGAUAACUUUAUUAUCCUUUAAGUUGAGAAGAGAGAUUAAGUUGAGGCUGGUGUUUCUUUAUCCAUGUAGAUAUGUCUGAGAGUUACCAGACUUGUGAGCAAAUCACUGGAAGGAACUGGAGUAUAAUGCUGCGAGAGGGGGCCCAGCUCAGAGCCUUGGGGCAUCCCACAUUUUUUCCUUGCCAUGACUAUGAAAAAAAAAUGCAAUUUUUCCCUGGAUGCAAUUAUCAGAGAAUACGAAUGGCAGGAUGUGGUGGUUCGCCUUGUCAAAGGCUACUAAGAACUGAGGACUGAACCACAGAUGUAACUGCCCUUGGGACUUCUGUCACAGAAAACAGAACUGUUUCACUGGUGUAGUCCCUCUUAGAGAAUGACGGAUUCGGAUCAAGAGGAGUAAGAGUAAUUCUCAGAUCUGUUGGAAAACCACACUUUCAAUAGCGUCAGAUAAUAAUUAAGCAACAAGGGGGACAGAUACUUCUCAACCUGAAAAGGGUCAAGGCUUUCAGAGCAGGGGUGUUACUACAGCCUGUAAACAUACAGCUUUGUUCUCAAAGCCAAGAAGCAUUUAUCAUAUGUGGGAUUGCUGGUACCAUGGUAUGAGUAAUGGCUUAGAGGAGGUUGGAAGGAAUCGAUUCAAGCAGACAUGUGUAGGAUGACUAAGCGUCUGCUGUGUUGAUGCUGUGUUUUCAGUAAGUAGUGAAUGAAGGAAAUGAUCUGCUCUGCUUAUCUUGCAGGUGCUCUGCCCUCAGAGAAUUGACUGCUGAUCACAACCAUAUUUUCAGCAAAGAAACAGGCAAAGGUAUCAAUUCAGUAAUUAUUAAGUUAGAUCAAAUCAGGCGAUUCAGUGAGCUGCAUAUAAUUGAAUUAGACAGCAGCAUUGAGGAUUGACAGAAGAAAGUACCCAGCGGAACGAUGCAGCUAAAGUUUAGAAGAGCAGCAGUCACUCAUAGGAAAACAGAUAGGGUGUAGGAAUGGGCUGUGACCCAUACCCAAUAAAUCAAUUAUAAAAAUUUCAAAAGUAUUAUAAAUUAAUUUGUUGGGUAAAUCAAAGCUUAAAAGGCAUACAACUAAGGCAUCAUAACAACCCCUUUCUGACAGUUUUCUCGCAGACCGGAAAACCCGUUUUCUUAAGGCACCAACAUUGAACAGAGAUGUCACACCUCAGCUUGGAGUUGUAAAACUAGUUCUUGGCAGUCAAAUGUUAAGUUUGGACACAGAACAGAGGAAAAGUUUUAUCGCCUCGUUAUCACUGUAUAAGUUCAUUAUCACUAUGUUUGCUUUGACAGAUAUGAAUUAUGUUAUUUUGAAAGGGCUUUCAUGGUUUCUUUACACAGCUGUCAGACUUUAGAUUAAUGUAUCAAUGACAUAAUUAGAAGUAUCAAAUAUUUAUGUGCAUAGUGUGUAGUGAAUUAUACUGCUGGUCUGCUCCAAACCUAUUUACUUUACCUGGAACUAGAUUAUAUAUUAGACAUUAGAGUUAUAACACUAAUUUCCAGUGUCAGUUGAGAAGUACAGUGAAAUAAUGGAGCUGUGGUGUGAAAGACAUUAAACAUAGUAACAACAUAGUAUACAGAGGAGGUUCAUAAACACAGCGGUGUAUUGAAUAAUCUAUUCUGAGCUGUGUGUGCACAUAUUCUUUUCAUAAAUACACCUCUCACUUAUUAAUAGUUUCUCACACUUUUAUUUUUAUUGUAAUAAAACAGUGGAUUGUAAUCUGAUGUGAAGAUUUAAUGUGAUGUAAAUGUAGAGCUACACAUAAAAAAAUACAUUUAAAAACGUUUGGAUGAGGAUUAUAGAGCUUUUACAGACACAGGACUGUGCCAAGUUUGUCUUAGAAAUAAGUGAGUUUUUCCUUCUGUAUAACUCCACUUCAGUCAACAUUGAAGGAGACUUUUAAAGAUUUGUCAUGUAUUUAUUGUAAUACUGUUCCAACUGCUUUGUCAAAUUCAAUAUAAUUUUAUGUUAAGUUGUGGCUGUUAAAAAAUUUACUGUUUGACUGUUUCUUUUAUUUUGUAAAAUAAAGUUUAAAAAUAAAAUGCAUAAAUAAACAACAUUAUUAUUGAAAAGGCUAGUUCUGCGGGUCAGUGCAGAACCAAUUUCACUUUUCAUUGGAUUAUUAGGCAAAAUGUAUGUUAUGCACAUAUAUUAUGAUGUCCACAAUGCACAAUCUUGUAGGAACACGAAAGCUCCAGUGUGGAUCCAACAGGGUAUUGUGAUGAUGGGUAAUAAACCAUAAAUGUGGAAAGAAAUCAGCUUAGUAGAGAAGAGAAACGUCUGUUUAAAAAAUAAACUGUUUCUCAACACAUAUCCACAGAAGCCCAAUCCUGUAACCCUGUACACGUCUGCCCAGUAGAGAAACAGUUGUCACGGACAUGUUUGCAAAUGAAUUCAAGAAACAUUCCAAUAAAGUGUCCCAAAAAAACCCUUUAAUUCAAGAAUCUUACUGUAUCUAAUAAUGCUAUUUACGUGUGGAAAUAAAAUUGUUUGGACCGUGGAA
This is a messenger RNA of Limanda limanda (common dab), 5539 nucleotides long. It is a transcript of the gene calcrl2, whose product is annotated as calcitonin receptor-like 2. Lineage: Eukaryota; Metazoa; Chordata; Actinopteri; Pleuronectiformes; Pleuronectidae. Gene Ontology annotation, molecular function: calcitonin gene-related peptide receptor activity; adrenomedullin receptor activity; calcitonin receptor activity. The coding region runs from base 56 to 1621 and encodes 521 amino acids. The transcript has 13 exons. Gene Ontology annotation, biological process: cell surface receptor signaling pathway; adenylate cyclase-activating G protein-coupled receptor signaling pathway; angiogenesis. The record is from RefSeq and is a predicted model, not a curated record. Gene Ontology annotation, cellular component: plasma membrane.